Trifolium pratense (red clover) is the source of this 1073-nucleotide messenger RNA. RefSeq lists its product as uncharacterized. The transcript is spliced from 5 exons. NCBI's taxonomy places the organism in Eukaryota, Viridiplantae, Streptophyta, Magnoliopsida, Fabales, Fabaceae. The record is from RefSeq and is a predicted model, not a curated record. The coding region runs from base 139 to 900 and encodes 253 amino acids.
GACCAGUAUUUGUGUAUUCUACGUUUGGUUUUCCAAAGAACAAAUUUUCGGUGCCUUUUGUCUCUACUUUGACUCACUUCAAUCAAAUCAAAUUGAGCUCAAAACUAGUAAGACACAAAAACCUCGUACCUCAUACCCAUGAAUUCUUGUUCUUGUUCUUCAACUAUGAUCCUCUUCGAUUCACGCCCUUGUUUCAAAUUCAAACCAUUUCUCACCAAUUCACCUUCCUCCUUCGUAAUCAAACACAAACCCAACUUCAAAUUCAAAAGCGAUCAUAGACAAAGUUCCUGCAAAGCAGUAUUCGCCGAUGAUGCACCGUUCGCCGCCGCAAUCGGUGCUUGUAUGCUCACUUCAUUAGUUUUUCCAGUACCUGUCGCCACCGAAGAAGAGGAAGAAUCUGCAAUCACUUCAACUGAUACAAGGUUGGCAGUUAUGGGGAUAAUGAGUUUCAUACCUUAUUUUAAUUGGCUUAGUUGGGUUUUUGCUUGGCUUGAUACUGGUAAUCGACGUUAUGCUGUUUACUCACUUGUUUAUUUGGCUCCUUACCUCAGGUCAAAUCUAUCAAUUUCGCCCGAGGAUAGCUGGUUGCCAGUUGCUAGCAUUCUCUUCUGCAUUGUUCACAUUCAGCUGGAAGCAAGCUUAAGAAAUGGAGAUAUUCAGGGGUUUCAACUAUUUAGGAACGUACUGGGUCAGCAGUCAUCAAGUACGAAGAAGAAAAACCAUUUGAAUCGGCAUCAAGAAAUGUCUAAGGGAAGCAAGGAUGAAAAUAAAAACCUACUAUCUGCCGAAGAACAAUCAAGAGACAUUAGGGGUUGGGAAGAUUCUCAAAGGCCUUUAGAACACCAACAACGCUUGAAUGAUGUCAUAGAUGGUGAUGAUGAAGAGAGGAACAAGCAAUAAUCUAAUAGAUACGUGCAUUUUCAGAUCUUCAACAUCAACGAAACGUGAAGAUUCACACAAGUUUCAUGUCUGUAUGUAAACCUGUCUGAUUAGUCUUUAAUAAAGUAUAGCUUGUUACCUGAAUGUUGUUGUGUUAUGAUCAUAUAUCCUUUUCAUGGGUGGUGUUCAGCUCA